Molecule: messenger RNA, 4080 nt
Organism: Stegostoma tigrinum
Lineage: Eukaryota; Metazoa; Chordata; Chondrichthyes; Orectolobiformes; Stegostomatidae
Gene: elp3
Product: elongator acetyltransferase complex subunit 3
Exons: 15
Coding region: 121-1767 (548 amino acids)
Biological process (GO): tRNA wobble base 5-methoxycarbonylmethyl-2-thiouridinylation
Cellular component (GO): cytoplasm; elongator holoenzyme complex; nucleus
Molecular function (GO): acyltransferase activity, transferring groups other than amino-acyl groups; iron-sulfur cluster binding
Source: RefSeq, a predicted model, not a curated record
CCGCCUGGUCACGUGGCCCAUGGCCACUCCACCCUAAACGGCGACUCCGUUUUGCCGCUUAUGUUGCGUCAGUGCCGUAAAAUGAGCACUGACUUCCAGCAGCUGCUUUAGUGUUGAAGCAUGGGGAAGCCGCGCAGGAAAGUGGAGUUCAGCCAUGCUGAGCGGAUGAUGAUGACAAUUGCCGAUGUCCUCAAGCAGCUGAUUGAAGCUCAUGAACAGGGGAAGGAUGUUAACCUUAAUAAAGUGAAAACAAAAACUUCAUCCAAGUAUGGCCUGACUUCGCAACCUCGUCUUGUGGACAUCAUUGCAGCUGUGCCCCCUCAAUACAGAAAGGUGCUAAUACCAAAACUGAAAGCAAAACCCAUCCGGACAGCCAGCGGGAUUGCAGUGGUUGCAGUGAUGUGUAAACCACAUCGAUGUCCUCACAUCACCUUCACAGGAAACAUUUGUGUAUACUGCCCUGGGGGUCCAGAUUCAGACUUCGAAUAUUCAACUCAAUCUUACACAGGGUAUGAGCCAACCUCAAUGCGAGCCAUACGUGCAAGAUAUGACCCCUACUUACAGACAAGACAUCGUGUGGAGCAGUUGAAACAGUUGGGACACAGUGUGGACAAGGUUGAGUUCAUUGUGAUGGGUGGGACUUUUAUGGCGCUGCCAGAAGAAUACAGGGAUUACUUCAUCCGUAACCUGCAUGAUGCCCUCUCCGGUCACACCUCCAACAAUGUGGCAGAGGCAGUCAAGUACUCUGAGCGUAGCAAUACGAAGUGUGUUGGCAUCACCAUUGAGACCAGACCAGACUACUGCCUGAAGCGCCAUCUCAGUGACAUGCUGCAAUAUGGGUGUACACGGCUGGAGAUUGGGGUACAGAGUGUCUAUGAGGAUGUGGCCAGAGACACCAACAGGGGUCACACGGUUAGGGCCGUGUGUGAGUCAUUCCAACUGGCAAAGGAUGCUGGCUUUAAAGUUGUGGCACACAUGAUGCCUGACCUUCCUAAUGUCGGCCUGGAGAGAGACAUUGAACAAUUCAUCGAGUUCUUUGAGAACCCAGCAUUCCGCCCUGAUGGUAUGAAGCUGUAUCCUACAUUGGUGAUCCGUGGCACCGGUCUUUAUGAGCUCUGGAAAACUGGCAGAUACAAGAGUUACUCACCCAGCACGCUUGUGGAUUUGGUGGCUCGGAUCCUUGCACUCGUUCCCCCCUGGACACGGGUGUAUCGUGUUCAGAGAGAUAUCCCAAUGCCUCUGGUCAGUUCUGGAGUAGAGCAUGGGAACCUGAGAGAACUAGCUUUGGCCAGGAUGAAAGAUUGGGGAACUGAGUGUCGUGAUGUCCGAACAAGGGAGGUUGGAAUCCAGGAAAUUCAUCACAAAGUGCGACCGUAUCAGGUAGAAUUGAUAAGAAGAGAUUAUGUUGCAAGUGGUGGCUGGGAAACGUUCUUGUCCUAUGAGGAUCCUGAACAGGACAUUCUAAUCGGACUACUCCGCCUACGGAAGUGUUCUGAGGAAACGUUCAGAACAGAGCUGAAGGGAGGAGUAUCUAUUGUGCGAGAACUCCAUGUAUAUGGCAGUGUAGUGCCUGUCAGUGCACGGGAUCCAUCCAAAUUCCAACAUCAGGGUUUCGGAAUGCUUUUAAUGGAGGAGGCAGAACGGAUUGCUCAAGAAGAACAUGGAUCAUCCAAAAUUGCUGUUAUUUCAGGUGUUGGUACAAGGAAUUACUACAGGAAGAUUGGUUAUGAAUUGGAAGGACCCUACAUGGUCAAACGUUUCGACUGAGCUCAUUUGUUUCCCACCAGUUAUUGAGCAGGGUGCUGUUGAAAAUCCUGACCAUUGCAAGCUGUGCUUUUAAGAAUGACUUUGCUAUGUUGCACCUUAAAGGAUUAAAGGCUUAGUUCAGCCUUUGACCUAAUCAAUCCAAAUCUGCAAAACCACAGACUCCUUAUACUAGUUUUGACAAACCAUGCGGCUCGUCUGGAUUGAAAAUGGUAGUUGAUUGUCAAGUCCAACAUGAUCUCGGUCACACAAGGAUUGUGAGUAGGCUUCACCUCUGUUACAAUAGACUAUCCUUGUACAAGCCCGGAUCCAGCCAAAGGAGGAAUUUAUAUUGUCACACAAGACAGUGGUGGAUAGAUAUGAUUGUUUGGCUCUCCGUUGAAAUAUCCUAUUGUUAAAUGAUUCACAGGUUUUGCUUUCCCCUUCCUAUAUGCCUUCUGUUCUUCAGGUUUGAAAGGCCUAUGUCUCUUCAUACACUGAUGGACUGAGCACUAGUUUCACUUGUUGAAUUUGUUCAAAGCAGGUGGUUUUAGAAAAUUGAGUUUAAUUCAUUUACAGGUUAACUGGUCAGUCAUUGGUAAUGAUCUGUUUAGAACAGGUGUUAAUACAAAAAUAAUCAUUACAGUUGAGCAGAUGUAUUUAAUAUUUCAAAUAUUCACUUGUGGAUUGUUUCUGUAAUGGGUUCGGCAAGUCUUGACAUUAUUGUGAAGGAUGUUUAUUUCAAAGGGUUCCAGUAUUUGCAGGAUCGCUCUGGCAUUGUGAUAUGAAAACUGUCGGAUUAAAAUUAUGUGAUACAUGAAAGAGAAAAUGCCUAGAAUAGCAUGACAUCCCUCCCCAUGCCGUCAGGACAAUCCCCUCCACUAAAAGGACCCUAGAGCCUAAAAACACCACUAUCUGAUCAUUGUCUUCUCCUUCUCCUCCUCCUUAUCUUAAACCCCCAAAAUACAACAAAUAUUUCCCUGACAGAGACCACCCUAAACCUCACCAUCUCCACUCCUCGCCUAAGCUGUGUAGCAAUUCUAGAAAUGAUCUGCUAGAGUCCUGUUUACUAACUUAGGUAAGGCUCACUCGUUGACUUUCCACAUAGACAACAUCAAAUUGCAACAAUGGCCUGUUUGAAGUGAAACUACUCUCGAGUGAUUCAACAGUUGUGAGUGCUGUCAGUCUUUGCAACAAAUCAUGUGAAAGCACAUUUUGGAGGCAAAAGAAAUGUGGUGGACUUCUCAGAUUGAAAGCUGGUCCAGUGCAGUUAAGCUGCAAAGACUGGCCGUUGAAAUUCUGAAAAUCUUUUGCAGAUUUAAUUCAAUAAAGUAAGAUCUUUUCUGCUCAUGAAGCUUAUAGUGCUUUACUAAAUAUCUAUGUUCAUUUUGAUUUCAAAUAGUUGGGAAAUCCUUCAGUCGGCUCUUUUUUUCACUUUGUCAGCACAGGUUCCAGCAGACACUGACAAUACAGUAUUAACAGUGCUAACAUGCAGCAAUCAAUCUGAUCUGAAUGACCUCUGACGCAGUAAUUACUCUAUAUGCUGGCCUCUGUCUGCACUGGGGUGUCCCACCACUAAUGGUUCCCAAAUGAAGUGUUGCUCCUCUUGAGACUUACUUGUUCUUUGUUUUCAACUGCUUCAAUUGUUAUUUUCUCAUCAUUGGUCAUUUUCCACAAGUUUGCUGCUUGCCUAUUAAAUUCCUGUGAUGAUCUGUCUGAUUAUCUAAUUAUAUUUUGCUAAAACUGCCCCAGGUGAUCAAUGAGUGUUUGACUGAACACUCGGUACUUCUUUUAUUAGAUAACACAUGCUCACACACAUUUGCUACACGCAAGACAAUUUUUCUCAAACUGUACACUCAGGACUAUCUUAUUAGAAUACAAUUUUUCCAAAGGGAAACUCAUUCAUCACAGGACUAAUUUACUCACUGCAAAACAACAAAAACACUGGAGGUGAGGGAAUGAGCUGCUAAAUUGGCAGCAGAGUACUUCCAUUGUGAAAUAGUGAAGGAGUCAGCCUAGAGGUACUGAAAGCCUCUCAUCAACACCUCCCCUUCUCAGCCCUCCACUGCUCUCCCAUUGUGUGGUGGGACCUCCUGUUGGCAAAACUGGCACGGAUAGGUGUGAUUCAUUGAAACUUUCUUAAUUUAGUAUUAAUCAUAUUCUGUUGACCAUUGUAUUGAUCUCAUGUUUAAAUAUUGACCUUUUCACUGACAGAAGAUGAACCGAAUCACAAUGUUUUGUUUUGAUGGAUUUAUUUCUUAAAAUGUAUGAACAUAUGAAAUUGGAGCGGAAGGAGAACAUUCAGUGAGACCAUUGAUCUCGAUGAUCACAGCAGGC